This is a messenger RNA of Glycine soja, 1333 nucleotides long. Its product is annotated as codeine O-demethylase-like. The transcript is spliced from 4 exons. The coding region runs from base 66 to 1157 and encodes 363 amino acids. NCBI's taxonomy places the organism in Eukaryota, Viridiplantae, Streptophyta, Magnoliopsida, Fabales, Fabaceae. The record is from RefSeq and is a predicted model, not a curated record.
AUUUUCUUGCUGCAUAAAUACCAAUCACACCGUUCGUUCUCAUUGCACCUUAAUUUAAUUUACCAAUGGCUUCAUCACAGCAGGUUAGUGUCUUUGGGAGCUCUCGUUCUGUUCUUGGCGUGAUGGACAUGCCCAAGAAACCAGAAAUGGGAAUACCAGAAAUAUAUAUUCGCCCACAAGAACCUACAAUUCGAUCAAAUGAAACCACUUUGCCAACCAUUCCCGUUUUUGACUUCAAAGCCUUGCUACAUGAAAAUGCUAUAGAUGAUGCUGAACUUGACAAGUUGUUUACAGCAUGCAAAGAUUGGGGUUUCUUUCAGGUGGUGAACCAUGGUGUUAGCUCUCAGCUGCUGGAGAAGCUGAAACUUGAGAUUGAGAAGUUCUUCAAGCUUCCCAUUGAAGAGAAAAAGAAGUACCAAAUAAGACCAGGAGAUGUUCAAGGCUAUGGAACUGUGAUAAGAUGUAAAGAUCAAAAGCUUGACUGGGGGGACAGAUUCUACAUGGUGAUCAACCCUCUUGAAAGAAGAAAGCCACAUCUUCUCCCUGAGCUCCCUGCAUCAUUGAGGGAUACCUUGGAGUCAUACUUCAGAGAAUUGAGGAAACUAGGUAUGGAACUUCUGGGGUUAUUGGGAAGAGCCAUAAGCAUGGAGAUUAAGGAAGUGAUGGAGAUUUUUGAUGAUGGCAUGCAGUCAGUGAGAAUGACAUACUAUCCACCAUGUCCAAAGCCAGAGCUUGUUGUAGGGCUCACCCCGCACUCUGAUGCCUCGGGCAUAACCAUCCUUCACCAGGUCAAUGGUGUGGAGGGUCUUGAGAUAAAGAAAGGUGGGGUUUGGAUUCCUGUGACCUUUCUUCCUGAUGCUUUUGUAGUUAACGUUGGGGACAUCAUGGAGAUUCUUAGUAAUGGGGCCUAUACCAGCAUAGAGCAUAGGGCUGCAGUGAACAAAGAGAAGGAGAGAAUUUCUAUUGCUAUGUUCUUCAACCCCAAAUUUGAGGCAGAGAUUGGGCCAGUGAAGAGUUUUAUAAAUUCUGAGAACCCACCCUUGUUCAAAAGCAUGUUGAUGGAAGAUUACUUCAAAGACUUUUUCUCACGCAAUCUUAAUGGGAAGUCACACUUGGAGAAAAUGAGGGUUACAAGUUUUGACUUGAUAAAAGAUUAAAGUUAACUAUCUGAUGGGUCAGUAUCCUUUAAUUUUGUCAGCAUGUUGUUGUAUAUAGUUUAUCGAUCAGAAACUCUAAUACUGGACCUUAAUUUCUAUAGUAAAAGUUGAUAUGGAUAUGUACUUAUGUAACCGAUAUUUUACUCACUAUAUUAAAAAAGAUCUUUUAUUCUAAA